CUAUUCUCAGCCACGCCAGAUGCCCUCUUGGCAACUAAGUUUAGUAGGACAGUUUGUCAAAAGUAGUAGUUAUGAUAGUGUUUGAUGCGACCACAGAUGUUGGUCGUGGAGAUGGGAUUUUAUGCAGACUGGGGAGUUAGAGAGGAUGACUUGGAAUUACUGCCUGAAAUGCAAAAGACUGUAACAUCACACGUGCUGAAAUUUGAGACGACAGAAAACAAGAUUUGAGGACGUGAAAGUUACUUUCUUGGUUUUGUGUGUGUGUAGGGAGAGGUGUGGGUGGCAUGCAGUGGAACCUGAGAAUUAAGGAGUAUAAAAUUGAAAACCAGAGAAACAGGUUAUAUAUUUCAGUCUAAAAUGCCUUCUGAUUUCUCAUUGUUGACUUCCUUCCUUACUAUGGAGUUAUGUUAAUUUUCUAGCUCAAUUUAAUGAUUCCGGCGUGGUGUUAAAUAGAAAAGGACUUUCAAUGGAGGAACUAGUAUAUAAGAAUUAGAGAGGAGAACCUUUGGUCCCAGAUGGCCAGAGGGAUAUUCUUUUCAGCUUUCCAGUGGUUUGACAGUUAGCUUUCUCAGCUGGAGCAAUCUGCUCCCUGGUAGGACAGCAAGGCACCCCGCAUGACACAGUUUGGAUAGUUCUUUUGCACUGAAGAGAGUUUUAUAAAAUUGUAACUGCCCCAGAACCUUUUCAUUGCCUUGUGUGCCCAGGAGUAAAGCAAAUAGAGGUUGUUUAUAUAUGUCUAGUCUGUGGCAGCCCCUGAAUUUUAAAUUAUUUACUUGUAUUUUCAGAUACUACACUAAUUCACUAAUGUCUGACAUCUUAUCACAGCACUACAGCCAUCAUGCGUCCUUAAAAAUGAUUUAUUUUUAAUAAUGCAUAUGGGAGAGUGGGCAGGUUAUGUGCACAUGAGUGAGAGGUCAGAAGAGGACUGUGUCUCCUGGAGCAGGAGUUACCAGCUGGGAACCAAACUCUCUGGAAGAAGGAAAUGGCAAAAAGUCUUUUGACUACAUCUCUGUCUGCAAGGACGAAACUGUUACAAACGGGAGUGUCGCUUUAUAAUACAUCUCAUGGCUUCCACGAGGAGGAAGUGAAAAAGAUACUGGAGCAGUUUCCUGGUGGAUCCAUUGACCUUCAGAAGAAACAGAAUGGCAUUGGCAUUCUCACUCUGAACAACCCCAAUAAAAUGAAUGCCUUCUCAGGUGUCAUGAUGCUACAACUUUUGGAAAGGGUAAUUGAAUUGGAAAAUUGGACAGAGGGGAAAGGCCUCAUUGUCCAUGGGGCAAAAAAUACUUUUUGCUCAGGAUCUGAUCUGAAUGCUGUGAAAGCACUCUCCACUCCAGAGAAUGGAGUGGCCUUAUCUAUGUUCAUGCAGAACACCUUAACAAGAUUUAUGAGACUACCGUUAAUAAGUGUUGCUCUGGUUCAAGGCUGGGCAAUGGGUGGAGGAGCAGAAUUUACUACAGCAUGUGAUUUCAGGUUAAUGACUGUGGAGAGCGUGAUCAGAUUUGUCCACAAGGAGAUGGGGAUAGUGCCAAGCUGGGGUGGUGCCAGCCGGCUGGUUGAAAUCAUCGGCAGCAGACAAGCUCUUAAAGUGUUAAGUGGGACCUUCAAACUGGAUUCCAAGAAAGCUUUAAAUAUAGGCUUGGCUGAUGAGGUCUUACAGUCUUCUGAUGAAUCUAAGGCUCUAGAAGAGGCCCAGGAGUGGCUGGAGCAGUUUGUCAGUGGGCCUCCAGAAGUCAUUAGAGGUUUAAAGACAUCUGUUUGUUCAGGCAGAGAGCUGUACUUAGAAGAAGCAUUACAGAAUGAAAGAGAUGUUUUAGGCACACUGUGGGGCGGGCCUGCAAACCUCGAGGCUAUUGCUAAGAGAGGGAAGCAUACUAAGUAGUUUUAAAAUGUGGGUGUACUGCAGGUUGAUGCGCCUGAGAUGGAGGGCAGUGAUGACAGGAAAAAUGAGCGGCAGAACUCAUUAGAAGUUAACGUGCUUAUUUGGCUUGGGUGAUAUUCUUUCUUUUUUAACAUUUGCUUAGUCACUUCUACCAAUUUCUACAUUCCUAUAGUAAUUCUCCUAGAACCAAAGGUCAAUUUUCAAACAGGAAACCUAUCCCUGGGCUUACCUUUUGUAACAUACUUAUAAUUUAAAUUUUAAGGCUGGGUCUUAAACUUAUUUAUGUAGCCAAGAGUAGUUUUGAAUUUCUAAUUCCCCUGCCACCACCUCCCAAAUGCUGGUAUAUACUAUUGUGUCUGACCAUUUUGUUCUUUCUUAAGUUGAUGUAAUUUACAAAAAUAAAAUUAAAAACAAAAUAAAAAGAUCUCAAUAAAUAUGUCAUAUGAAGCAGAAAGCAGAGAGGAUUAGAGGCAUACAAGAAAUAUUAGUCACUUGUUCUGCUCUGUACACUUAAAAUACUGAUGGAAAUGGUCCUUCAAUAAAGAAAAAGGUGCAUUUUUGCUGAAUUUGGAGCUUCAGUUGGUCUUUUUAACCCUAUUUCAAAUGACCCACUAAACAGUAAAAGCUACUACACAGAGCACUGACUGGCUGUACAAAGUAGCUUUGCAUUGUUCCCUGGAAUUCUCAAGCCAGUGGUAAAAUAGUACUAUUGAUGGGGUUUUACAAUUGAAAUUAUUAAAGAAUCAGGAAGCAUCCUUAAACAGUAAUUUUCAUUUUUACCAGAUUUUUGAAUAAUACUUAACUUUAAUUCUUGUGUAGCUGUCUUUUAAUACUAAAUUUAAUAAAAACAUGUAAUUGAAACAUUA
Messenger RNA from Peromyscus californicus insignis, 2748 nucleotides. RefSeq names its product ethylmalonyl-CoA decarboxylase 1 (gene Echdc1). The record is from RefSeq and is a predicted model, not a curated record. Lineage: Eukaryota; Metazoa; Chordata; Mammalia; Rodentia; Cricetidae. Gene Ontology annotation, cellular component: cytosol. Gene Ontology annotation, biological process: fatty acid beta-oxidation. Bases 983 to 1882 code for a protein of 299 amino acids. Gene Ontology annotation, molecular function: enoyl-CoA hydratase activity. The transcript is spliced from 6 exons.